Molecule: messenger RNA, 1071 nt
Organism: Rotaria sp. Silwood2
Lineage: Eukaryota; Metazoa; Rotifera; Eurotatoria; Philodinida; Philodinidae
Source: the annotation of a GenBank genome assembly
AUGAUGAUAAUUGUGAGAGAACUAAAUGAUGCCUGUGAACGCAAUGAUAUUCAGCAUGUUCGCAAGAUUCUCAAAGCGUUUACUAUAAAUGAUUUAAAUAGAGCCGAGAAGUACGAAAAAAAUACUGCGCUUAACAUUGCAUCUCAUCAUGGAUAUCAUGAAAUUGUUCGAUUGCUUCUCGAACAUGGUGAUUUAAUGACGAAACGAAAUCAAGAUGGCUCAACACCAUUUAAUCAAACAAAAGACGAAAAAACGAAAGAAAUAUUUGCUCGGUAUCAGCGUGUACUACCUCGCUUCACCGGUGACUUGUUCGAGUGGACUGUAGCUUAUCGAGAACCAGCCAUCAAGAGACCUCAGAUUCGUCAAUAUCUUGCUCGUAAUCAUUUUAUCAAUGGUUCUUUUACAAAUAUUGCUCGCCGUUAUGUUCGCUGUUAUCUAGCACUUGAAGGCUUCCCUACUGAAGAAAUUGAUCAACUUGAGUCAAUAGGGUACACUUCUGCUGAUGAAUUUAUUUGUGCUUAUACAAGUACUAGUCGUUUCCACAAAUAUAUCAAUCGUCAUUUGGCCACAUAUGCAUUGACCUAUUUUGAUUCGUCAUUCGACAUAUCUACUCCAUAUAGCUUCAUUUAUUAUCUUCUUAGUAUUGUUGCUAUGAUUUUAAACAGCAUUCGUUUUCGGAUAUCAUUUACGGGACAUGUAUAUCGUGAUAUGCUGAUGACACAAGAAGAUCUUUAUAAAUAUGUGGUCGGCUCUCGCGUCCUCAACACAGCCUUUCUUUCAACAUCGAAAAAUCGUACUGUAGCCGAGACAUUUGCUGGUAUUCAAGAAUAUGAAACAUCGUCGAAACAAGAUUCUACACAUGUCAAUGUUCUUUGCAUAUACAAAAUUCGAAACCGAACAACGGCAUACGAUAUUGAACAACUGUCUAAUAUUCAGGCCGAAAGUGAAGUUUUAGUUUUCCCAUUUUCGGCCUUUCAUGCCACUCAUGUGCAAAAGACACCUUCUGGUAGUGUAGAAAUCGACUUGGAUGAGUGUGAGGAAGAACAAUGGUCCGAUGAUGAUGAUGCAUAA